CAAUACUCUCUCUCUCUCUCUACAUGUACAUACAUAAAUAGAUACAGAUUUUCUCUCUCUAAAAAGGGGCAAAGCAACGCACGCUUUCUCUCUCUAAAAAUUCGUGUUCUUCUUCUUCUAUCCUUUUGCGCGACUCUUCGGUAACUGACACUUCGAACUAAUUCGGUGCGGUUUUACCCUCCGGUGACCGGGUCAUAAGGUGCACAAGUCAUUCUGAACAACCCUUAUUUUCUGCUUACCAUUCUAAAUUGGAGUGGCAUUCAGUUGUGCUCCUUUUUUCAGAAAUUUUAUGGAGGGGCAAUUGUGCUAAAUCUCGCUUUCCCAAACUAAGUGCAGACAUGAUAUAAGAUGAAUUGAUAUGUGAUAUUGCAUUGGCAUAUAUUUUAUUGUAUUGAAGGAGUAGGUUUUUUGGGGCUAAAAUCAUGCGUUCUUGGUGGGGAAAGUCUUCCUCCAAAGAAGAAAAGAAGAAAGCCAACAAGGAAAGUUUUUUUGAUACAAUACACAGGAAGUUAAAGAUUGCAUCUGAAGAAAAGAGCAGCAGUGGGUCAGGAGCUUCUAGAAGACGUUCUAGUGACACUGUUUCAGAGAAGGGAUAUCGAUCUCGUGCAGGUUCACGUUCUCCAUCACCCUCUGCAAAAGUAUCACGCAGUCAGAGUUUUGCAGAGAGGCCUCAUGCCCAACCACUUCCACUUCCUGGGACUGGGGCACGGGUUACCUGUCUCCCUCGGGCUGAUUCUGGAAACAAUGCAUCAACAAAAGCAGAAGCUGACAAAGGCUCUAAGCCUGCCUUUCUUUUGCCCCUUCCUACGCCUGAACGUGGUCGAAAUGGACUGGAUCCCACAGAUACUGCGGGAGAUUUUGCAGCUUCUGUUUCUAGCGACUUUUCAAUGGAUAGUGAUGAUCCAUCUGACUCCCGGCUACUAAGCCCCCAGGCAUCUGACUAUGAAAAUGGGGGCAAAACUGCCAUGAACAGUCCUUCAAGUGUAAAGCACAAGGAUCAAUCCCCAAUUGCCACCCGAAAGAACCCAAGGGAGAUUGUGAGGCCGGCUAACAUUUUGUUGAACAAUCAAACUGUCCCAACAUCACCUAAAUGGGGGCCUUUAAGCUCUCAUGUGCCAAAUUUACAGAUUCCUCACCAUGGUGCUUUUUAUAGUGCCCCAGAUAGCUCGAUGUCAAGUCCUUCAAGAAGUCCAAUGAGAGUGUUUGGUCAUGAGCUUGCAAUGAAUUCUGGUUUAUGGACAGGGAAGCCCUAUGCAGAUAUAGCUUUACUUGGUUCUGGACAAUGCUCUAGUCCAGGUUCAGGUCAGAAUUCUGGGCAUAAUUCAAUUGGAGGAGAUAUGUCAGGACAGCUUUUUUGGCAGCACAGCAAGUGUAGUCCGGAGUGUUCACCAAUACCUAGCCCCAGAAUGACAAGCCCUGGGCCCAGCUCCAGAAUUCACAGUGGUGCAGUCACCCCUCUGCAUCCACAAGCAGGAGUGGCAGCCACAGAAUCACCUACAAACUUGCCUGAUGAUGGAAAGCAGCACAGCCACCGGCUGCCACUGCCUCCAAUAAGGAUCUGUAAUCCUUAUUCUUUUUCUCCUUCAUAUUCAACUGGAACAACGCCUACAGUCCCACGUAGUCCAGGUAGGACUGAAAAUCCACCAAGCCCUGGUUCGUGCUGGAAGAAGGGAAGGUUGCUUGGCAGAGGCACAUUUGGGCAUGUUUACCUUGGUUUCAACAGCGAAAGUGGUGAGAUGUGUGCAAUGAAGGAGGUGACACUUUUUUCCGAUGAUUCAAAGUCCAAGGAAAGUGCACAACAGCUAGGGCAAGAAAUUUCCCUGCUAAGUCGACUACGACAUCCAAACAUUGUUCAAUAUUAUGGAUCCGAGACAGUGGACGACAAACUAUACAUAUACCUCGAGUAUGUAUCUGGUGGCUCUAUCUACAAAAUUCUCCAAGACUAUGGCCAACUGGGUGAAAUAGCAAUUCGAAGUUACACUCACCAAAUUUUGUCAGGGCUUGCAUACCUGCAUGCUAAAAAUACAGUCCAUAGGGACAUCAAAGGAGCAAAUAUUCUGGUUGAUCCUAAUGGCCGUGUGAAAUUGGCAGAUUUUGGGAUGGCAAAGCAUAUUAGUGGACAGUCUUGUCCAUUGUCAUUCAAGGGAAGUCCUUACUGGAUGGCACCUGAGGUUAUAAAGAAUGCCAGUGGUUGCAAUCUUGCUGUGGAUAUAUGGAGCCUUGGAUGCACAGUUUUGGAAAUGGCUACAACAAAACCACCUUGGAGUCAAUAUGAAGGGGUUGCUGCAAUGUUUAAGAUUGGAAACAGCAAGGAACUUCCUGCAAUCCCUGAUCAUCUCUCAGAAGAUGGCAAGCACUUUGUAAGGCAGUGUUUGCAGCGCAACCCACAACACCGUCCUACAGCUGCUCAGCUUUUGGAGUUCCCUUUUGUUAAAAAUAUCACAACUCUGGAAAGACCCAUUAUAAGUCCUGAACCUCUGGAGGCAAUAUCUGCAGUUAAAAAUGUGGAUGUUGGACAAGCCAAAAAUCCUUUGUACAUGGACUCGGUACGAGGGGCUAUUCAUCAUUCUAGAGGUCCAAAAACUGGUUCAGGAUUCAGUGACGCCCAUGUGCUGAGGAACAUAUCAUGCCCAGUUUCUCCUCUUUUGCAUCCACGAUCACCACAUCAUGUGAGUGGACGAUUGUCUCCCUCUCCUAUAUCGAGCCCCCGGGCCACAUCUGGUUCAUCCAGCCCACUUACUGGUGGCUGUGGUGCCAUUCCCUUUCAUCACCACAAACAGCCGACAAAUUUCUUGCAUGACGGCAUGGGAGUGUUUGAAAACAGUUUCUACCCCAAUGGUAACACCUCCUUUCUAGACCUGAAGCCUGACAUAUUUCGAAGGAUGCAACAGGCCCCUUACAUGUUCCAAGAAAUGGCUCCACCUGAAAAUGGUUUUCUUGGAGAUCAUUUUGGGGGGCUGUCCGUGGGGACCCCAAGGAAUUUUAUGGUGGACAGUCGGUGUUAGCUGAUCGGGUAUCUCAACAACUAUUGAAGGAUCAUGUGAAAUUGAAUCCAUUGUUUGACCUCAACCCCAGCUCACCAGUGAUCAGUCGCAAUAAUGGAGUUUGAUUUGGGCAGACCCCCUUAUUUGAGCUGUCUCUCAGUUGCAUUAUUUAUUGCACGAUUCGCCAUUUUUACCAAUAGGAAACCAAAGCAGACAAUCUUAUGAAUAAAUCUGGAUCUUCUGGAAGCUGAAAUGGAAGGAGGGAGAUAUUGUUCAGUUUUAGCUUGGGUUUUUAUAAUCCAGUGCCUAAAAGAUGAUGGCCUGUGGAGCUCCAACAUUCCGCAGAGAUCCUUUAGUGAAGAAAAUUUUCGUGUAAAUACAUAUUAUCAGCAUACAUGAAGAAGAGAAGAUUAACCUGAAAGAGCUAUUAGUAUCCCGACUCCGUUGCCAUGUUUUUGGCUUUUGGAUCUUUUUUUGAAGGUGGAGAGGUGGGAGGGGCGAAAGGAUUGAACAGAAAUAGGUUACUAAAGUAGGCUCCAGAUUUUGUUGAGAAGGCAAUUUGAGAAAAUGCAGGCUUGGUGUGUAUAAUCUGUUAUUAGGCACCAGGUUGGACUUAAAUUGGCUGUCCUGCCAAACUUUUGUAUCUAACAUCAUAGCUGUAUCAAAGCUAGAAGAUCUAUUGUGUAAUCAUGUCCCAGUUCUGGAAUCUCUUUUGUGCCCCAUGUUUUCCUUUUGUUUUUCCUUACUGGUGACUUAAUCUCAUAUCUCUUGUAUCUAACUUGACAACA
Molecule: messenger RNA, 3772 nt
Organism: Ilex paraguariensis (yerba mate)
Lineage: Eukaryota; Viridiplantae; Streptophyta; Magnoliopsida; Aquifoliales; Aquifoliaceae
Source: the annotation of a GenBank genome assembly